GAACAUCCUUGAGAAAUUACACUCAAGUCAAGCCUGGCUAGCUUGGUGCAAGACAUUGAGCUCCUGCCGAUGCUUAUAUCCAUGCAGAUCUUAAAGAAGUUGUAAGGUGCAAGAUUGCAAAAGAUCUACUUGUCGAAAAUUUAGAGAUUUUGCGAGCAUAGAUGACGACUUUUGAUCGAGGAUUUUCUUCUUAAUGUCACAGUCAAAUCUAGACACAUGGAAAUCAGACAUCUGGCGAUGGCGUUUCUAUGGGAUUGCGGCGUAUGAGAGUAUUUUGUUAUCACUAGUGUCAUUCGUAGUGACCACAAGUUCCACUUUUGUCUGGAGCUUGCGCAUCAGGGACUUAUUUCAAUCGCUGAUCAACCCAUGGCUAUGGUGUCUUUUCAUGCUCGAAAUUGCCCUACUGACAGCUACAUUGAUAGCCCAGGCGCAGCUGCUGAGGGUCUCGGGGCUGCAGCAGCCUCGAUGGCUGCGCUCGGGCUUUCGACUGCCCAAGUGGUUUGUGGAGCCAGUCGCUAACAUACUGGGCCAGGUGCAGACAGUAGGUGGCCUGAUAGACCUCUCGCUCUACUAUGCAGCGUCUGCCAUCACCGGUGCUGCCAGCAUGUACUACUUCACAUCGCUUCUUGGCCGAAAGGGAGCUGAUUGGACAUGGUGGUUUGGGCUUGUGCUUGGGGUCCUGCACGCAACAACAGUUCUCGCCAGGGGUAAGAACGUUCUAAGCUUUCCCAUCAUUCACCAGCAGCGCAUCUUCAAAUUGAAGAAGGAGCUGCCCAAAGGCAGCUGUCUGCUGAACAUUGUAAUGGUGGAGCACCUGCGCUUUGCCCUGCCUGGAGACGCCGAUCCCAAUGGGAAGCUCUUUGCAGUCUUGCAAAAUGACAAGGUGGAGAAAGUGGCAAAGCAGGUGGCAGCAGUACUGCCACAGACUGGGGCAAAGCCAGGCGAGGCGCGCCCAGAGUCACACUCGGCACCAAAGUGGAAUGUGCAUCCCACAUCCACCAAGCCGCUGGGGGCAAUGGGGCGCGCACAGGAGGAGGCGGCAGGGUAUCUCAAGUCGAGAUGCUGGCAGAGCGUGCAGUGCAUCCGAGUGCUGGCUGCACUGAGCGUCGCUUCACAAUCUGAGGACCGGCUUGGCACUGCCCAGCUGUCGGAGCCGACUGUGGGCGCCGUCACGGCAGUGCUGGCGAGUACAGUGUCGGCGUUGCAGGCUUAUGCAAAGACGUGUGUGGCGGCUGCUCCCAGGGGAAGCGCCCUGGCACAGCAGUCCAUGGGGCCCGAUGCAUCAGGUGCGAUGCGGAGCGGGGAAGUGGGUGCACCAGUGUUUGCUCUGCACGACGCAGCUGUAGCAGCGCUGUACAGCAUCCUUGGAGCCUUUGGGAGCGAGCUGAUUGACAUUGUGAAGAGCAGCAAGGCCCAGCUUCCCUUUGGGACAUCUGCCGAUGUGGUGGCCCUGCUUAACAGAUGCGACAAAUGCCAGGAAUGA
Molecule: messenger RNA, 1483 nt
Organism: Coccomyxa subellipsoidea C-169
Lineage: Eukaryota; Viridiplantae; Chlorophyta; Trebouxiophyceae; Coccomyxaceae
Exons: 9
Coding region: 194-1483 (429 amino acids)
Biological process (GO): nuclear pore organization
Cellular component (GO): nuclear pore transmembrane ring
Molecular function (GO): protein-macromolecule adaptor activity
Source: RefSeq, a predicted model, not a curated record